This is a messenger RNA of Suillus plorans, 554 nucleotides long. Its product is annotated as Prefoldin. Lineage: Eukaryota; Fungi; Basidiomycota; Agaricomycetes; Boletales; Suillaceae. The transcript is spliced from 4 exons. The coding region runs from base 95 to 463 and encodes 122 amino acids. Gene Ontology annotation, molecular function: protein-folding chaperone binding. Gene Ontology annotation, biological process: protein folding; chaperone-mediated protein complex assembly. Gene Ontology annotation, cellular component: cytoplasm; prefoldin complex. The record is from RefSeq and is a predicted model, not a curated record.
GUACAAAAGCAAAAGUAAUGAUUACAUAACAAUCAGAGGAGUUAAUGUGAUAUCGGUCAUCGGGCAGGCGAAGGGUGACUGUCUAUUUUUCGUCAUGUCUCUAGAAUUCCGUUUCCAAUCAGCAUCGACGGAGUACCAGAAAAUACAAACAGAACUGGCAAGUUUGGUGGAGAGUCGUACUCGUCUCGAUGCCCAGCUUUCCGAGAAUGAGAUGGUCAAGAAGGAGUUUACGCAGUUAACCCCCAGUAAUGUUGUCUAUAAACUUGUGGGACCUGUAUUGGUACCUCAAGAUCAGAAUGAGGCCAAAACCAAUGUGGAGACGCGCCUGGAAUUUAUCAAGAGCGAAAUAAAACGCGUAGAUGCACAAAUAAAUGAUGGCGAGGAUAGAUCAGAGAAAAAGAAGAAUGAGCUCGUCGAGAUACAGACGAAGCUUCAGCAGGCUCAAACUACGCCAAAUCCUUGAACGAAUCUCGCCAAAAUACCGCAGUGAAGAUACUUUGGAAUGGAAUUCCUGAUCAACUCAAUUCAACGAUUAACUUGUAUUUUACCCCGCA